AUGUCAGUCGCUCCUACACUGGGUGUGUACAAGCUCCCUACUAUAGACAAUGAGCCAAUGCGAAAUUACGAACCGAACUCUAAGGACCGUCAGGAGCUCCAAAAAGCUGUGGAUGAGCUGCUUGCCUGCAAUCCUUUCGAGAUUCCGGUUAUCAUUGAUGGCCAAGAAUUCAGGAGCGGAAAGCUAGCGAAGCAGGUAAACCCUGGUGAUCACGCGCGGGUUGUAUGCUACUACCACGAAGCUGAUGAGCGCAUGGUAAGCAUCGCCAUUGAGGGUGCGUUGAAGGCCAAGAAGCAAUGGAUGAACAUGCCUUGGAGUGAACGCGCAGCUAUCAGCAUGAAGGCGGCUGACCUUAUUGCUCACAAGUACCGCUACCAGCUCUUAGCUGCAACAAUGGUAGGUCAAGGCAAGAAUGUCUGGCAAGCUGAGAUCGAUGCUGGAGCAGAGAUCUGUGACUUCCUGCGCUUUGGCGUCAAGUACGUGGAUGACAUGUACCAAAUCCAGCCUCCUCGUAACUCUCCCGGCGUUUGGAACCGGACAGAAUACCGACCGCUUGAAGGAUUCGUUCUUGCGAUCUCCCCUUUCAAUUUUACCGCCAUUGCUGGUAACCUGGUGAUGACUCCUGCCAUGGUAGGCAAUGUGGUGGUGUGGAAGCCCUCGCCUAUGGCCAUCUACUCGAACUACCUGGUGUACAAAAUUUUAGAAGAAGCUGGUGUACCGCCUGGUGUGAUCCAAUUUGUUCCUGGGCCAGCUGAGCCUAUUGCCAAAGCGGCGAUGGACCACCGCGACUUUGGUGGCCUACAUUUCACAGGCUCGACGUUUGUCUUCAAGGCUCUGUGGAAGCAAAUAUCGUCAAAUCUGGAUGUGUACCGUGGGUACCCACGUAUCGUCGGUGAGACCGGUGGUAAGAACUUCCACUUCGUACACAAGUCCGCUAAUCAAGAUGUGGUGGUCACUCAGUGCAUUCGUGCCGCAUUCGAGUACCAGGGUCAGAAAUGCAGUGCUCUCUCUCGCUUGUAUGUGCCAAAGUCAAUGUGGCAAGGAGGCUUAAAGGAAAAGCUUAUCGAGCGUACCAUGUCAUUGAAUGUAGGCCCCGUGCAGGACUUCAAGAACUUCGUCGGUCCCGUGAUUGCCAAGCACUCGUUCGACAAGAUUAUGGGCUUGAUUGAGGAGGCCAAGGCGGAGGGCGGCAAAGUGCUUGUUGGUGGCUACGGCGAUGACACUAAGGGUUACUACGUGCAGCCAACCAUUAUUGAGACGCAUGAUCCUCGCUCAGUGACGAUGGUCAAGGAAAUCUUCGGUCCAGUGAUCACAGUGUUCGCUUACCCAGACGACGAGGUCGAUGAAACAUGCGCUUUGGUGGAUUCGACGACGGAAUAUGCACUGACUGGCUCGAUCUUCGCCUCCGAGCGCAAUGCCCUUCUUCACAUUAGCAACCUCCUGCGUAAUGCGUCUGGCAUGAUGUACUACAAUGACAAGUGCACUGGCGCUGUGGUAGGCCAGCAGCCUUUUGGUGGUGGCCGCGCCUCAGGCACGAACGACAAGGCUGGCAGUAUGAACAUUUUCUUCCGAUUUGUCUCACCGCGCACAAUCAAAGAGUCUAUGCUCGACCCUGCCACACAUCUGUACCCAUCGAAUAUGUGA
This is a messenger RNA of Malassezia restricta, 1644 nucleotides long. RefSeq names its product 1-pyrroline-5-carboxylate dehydrogenase. Lineage: Eukaryota; Fungi; Basidiomycota; Malasseziomycetes; Malasseziales; Malasseziaceae. The transcript has a single exon. Gene Ontology annotation, molecular function: L-glutamate gamma-semialdehyde dehydrogenase (NAD+) activity. Gene Ontology annotation, cellular component: mitochondrial matrix. The record is from RefSeq and is a predicted model, not a curated record. Bases 1 to 1644 code for a protein of 547 amino acids.